AUGGAAGUUCUCCUUGUUGCAGAACAGAAUAACGAGCUUGUGAUGAUGAACCAUCAGACUCGUCCCACUGGAGCUGCUCCAUUCCCAGAAGCGAAUGUAGCAUCGUCCAGCCAAAAUAAUGGACGAGGACGUGGACGUGGAUACGGUCGAAACCGAGGUCGUGGCCGUGGCCGUGGACGUGGUCGGGGACAAGGAAAAGAGUACCGUCCCGACGAGUCCAACAAUGAAAGGAAUUAUAAAAGAUCUCGAGCAAAUGAUUACGGCCGAGAUUCUAAAAAGCAAAAAGAAAGUGUUUGCUACAGAUGCGGCAUGAAAAAUCACUGGGAGCGUACUUGUCGUACACCCAGACACUUAGCCGAUCUGUACCGGGAAUCACAAAAAGCAAAGGAGAAAGAAAGUGAGACUAACUUCAUCUCCAGUGAACCCGGUUCCUCCUUUCAUGGCCUAAACGAUGAUACUCAUCUUGAUGUUUCAGAUUUUCUGGUUGACUCUGAAGAGAUCAACGGAAAAACAGACGACUAA
This is a messenger RNA of Microthlaspi erraticum, 522 nucleotides long. NCBI's taxonomy places the organism in Eukaryota, Viridiplantae, Streptophyta, Magnoliopsida, Brassicales, Brassicaceae. The record is from the annotation of a GenBank genome assembly.